Messenger RNA from Lagenorhynchus albirostris (white-beaked dolphin), 1254 nucleotides. It is a transcript of the gene VAT1L, whose product is annotated as vesicle amine transport 1 like. NCBI's taxonomy places the organism in Eukaryota, Metazoa, Chordata, Mammalia, Artiodactyla, Delphinidae. The transcript has 9 exons. Bases 1 to 1254 code for a protein of 417 amino acids. The record is from RefSeq and is a predicted model, not a curated record. Gene Ontology annotation, molecular function: zinc ion binding; oxidoreductase activity.
AUGGCCAAGGAAGGCGUGGAGAAAGCGGAGGAGACGGAGCAAAUGAUCGAGAAAGAGGCAGUCAAGGAGCCGGCGGAGGGCGGCGGCGGCUCUCACCGCCUCGGGGACGCCCAGGAGAUGCGCGCCGUGGUGCUGGCCGGCUUCGGGGGGCUCAACAAGCUGCGGGUCACCAGGAAGGCCAUGCCCGAGCCGCAGGACGGAGAGCUCAAGAUCCGCGUCAAAGCCUGUGGUUUAAACUUCAUUGACUUGAUGGUGCGACAAGGGAAUAUCGACAACCCUCCCAAGACCCCCCUGGUGCCAGGAUUUGAAUGUUCUGGGAUUGUUGAAGCUCUGGGAGACAGCGUUAAAGGAUUCGAGAUCGGGGACCGUGUCAUGGCAUUUGUCAAUUACAAUGCCUGGGCAGAGGUGGUCUGCACACCAGUGGAAUUCGUCUACAAGGUCCCAGAUGACAUGAGCUUCUCCGAGGCCGCUGCAUUCCCUGUGAACUUUGUCACGGCCUACAUGAUGCUCUUUGAAGUUGCCAACCUGCGAGAAGGGAUGUCUGUGCUCGUGCACUCUGCUGGCGGUGGUGUGGGCCAAGCUGUGGCUCAGCUGUGCUCCACUGUCCCCAAUGUGACGGUCUUUGGAACAGCUUCUACUUUCAAGCACGAAGCCAUCAAAGACUCCGUGACUCAUCUCUUUGACAGAAACGCAGACUACGUGCAGGAAGUGAAAAGAAUCUCUGCUGAAGGAGUGGACAUUGUUUUGGAUUGCCUCUGUGGGGACAACACUGGAAAAGGUCUCAGCCUUCUCAAACCACUGGGAACCUACAUUUUAUAUGGUUCAUCCAACAUGGUGACUGGAGAGACCAAGAGCUUCUUUAGCUUUGCAAAAUCAUGGUGGCAGGUUGAGAAGGUGAACCCCAUCAAGCUAUACGAAGAGAACAAAGUCAUUGCUGGGUUUUCCCUUCUAAACCUGCUCUUCAAACAGGGCCGUGCUGGCCUCAUUCGAGGAGUGGUGGACAAACUCAUUGGGCUCUACAACCAGAAAAAAGUCAAGCCCGUGGUGGACUCCCUGUGGGCCCUGGAGGAGGUGAAGGAGGCCAUGCAGCGGAUCCACGACCGAGGGAACAUUGGAAAGUUAAUUCUGGAUGUAGAAAAGACCCCGACUCCGCUGAUGGCCAAUGACAGCACAGAGACCAGCGAGGCGGGCGAAGAGGAGGAGGACCACGAGGGUGACAGUGAGAACAAGGAGAGGACACCCUUCAUCCAGUAA